AUGCGAAAGAUUCAUGAGAAAUUAGAGGACAAAUUCGUGAAUUAUUUGGUGGAUUAUACUUCGUUUAAGGAAUCCCAGUCUAAGAAUGGAUUGCAUGAUAUGCUCAAUGAUUUGGACACAGAAGUAACAUCGUUUAUCGAAAAAUUAAAUACAAAGACACAGCUCGUUGUUUCUUGCUACACAUAUUUUCGAACGCUUGACGAGCUCUGGAAUCUUUUGGACGAAAUUGAGAACAGAACAAAGGGUUCAAGCUCAUCAUACACUAUGGACACAGUAUCUGAACUGAUUAAUUGCUUGGAUCAAGGAUUAACAACAUCAAGUUCAAAAAUUAAUCUCCUCUCUGAAGAACUAUCUAGAAUUAAAAUCUUAUUGGACUCAAUAAAUGAUAAUUAUUAUUAUCAAAUUGAAAAUGAAUUCCGUGAAGUUUGCCAAUUGACUGCGACUGCUCAACAGAUAAUGAAUCUUAGAAAAUCAGUUCUCUUUAAGGAGCGAAGGCUUCUUGAAACUGCUCGAAAUGCAAUUAUUCAGGCAUGUGUCAAGAGUCAAGAAGAAAACGACUCUGCCAAGCUUGAAGAACUUUUCAACAAUUUUAAAGGUGUCCAAGAUAUCGCGAAACAGAUCCUUCUGAACAUGGGGAAAUAUCAAGAAAAAAAGACCACGAUACUUGGAGAACUUACGACUCACAUUCAGUUGAAGAUGUACACAAUUUGUCUGAAGCUCCAAGAAUUUGAAAGGAAGGCCACGGGAAAUGUCAGUGAUCUUUUCAAAUGUCCCUCCGAUUUUACACCCAGUUGGUAUCACAACCAAUCACCUGGUUUGGCUAAUCAACGUCGUCAAAUUACACAAUCACUUUCUCAAAUGACAGACCCAACGAAUAGAUUUUCAUCUCCAUUUCACAGUGAUCGUCCACUACCCCGGAGAUUUUCAAAACACCACAUCUUCGGCUCAGAGUCGAAUGAUUAUUACAUGGAGAAAAGGGACUAUGUAAGGAAUGUGAUUGAACACUCUGCAGAUUGUACGAUCCCCAAGAGUUUGAGCGCAGUAGAUUUGACUAUUGAAGGAACGGAAAUGCUCGAGAAUGGGAAAAAUGCGGCUGAAUGGAGAAGACUGCGACCUCCAGUCAAUGGUGCUGGUGAUCGAGAAGUUUCCACCAGAAGUUCAAAUCCUCGUGAUACUCAGCCAAACAUCAGUAGCAAUAAUGGCCAUCAGCAAGUGUCACAUUUAAUUUUGAGAAUAAAGGAGGUGGAGGAGGAUUUGCGCGUUUGCAAACAGCAGCUGAACGGGUAUGUUGAUUCUGCUUGUCGUCAAGAUAAAGGCGAUGAUCAAGAAGCAUUCAUUGCAUCACUUGAAAGUGAAGUGAACAUUGCUUUCAAUGGAGAUAAACCUGCGGAAAUGCUCAAGUUGCAGGAGGACUGGGAAGAAUAUUUGAAAGAAAUGAGCAAAUUCGAGAAUAUCCUGCCAAAUUUGAUACAAAGCUCAACACUACUUGCUGCUGCUCACCAAUUUACUAUAACUCUUCAGACCAAGUUUGACGGCUUUACUCAAGAUUCCGUGUCUCUUACUGAUAUUCAGCAAGAAGCUGUUCGACUCCAAGAAAACAUCGAAAAACAUUUAAAUACCACUGAAUAUCCACAAAGUUCUAUUGGCAACAAUUCGUCUAUCAAUUGGGUAUUGAACGAACUUCAAACGGCAUUGGGUAGUUUGCAAGAAGCCGGGGAAGAAGCCGAAAUUAUGGCCACCAAUUUAAACGACCAAUUCGGCAAUAAUGGAGAUGAUGAGCCUAAACAGUCCCCCCUUCUCUACUUCAACGACACUUAUCUUGGCAAUCAAGAAUUUCGAAAGGAAAACGACUUCGAUCAAGAAUGCCAAGAAGAGGGUUUGGAUUGCGAAAUUGAUUAUCUAUAUUUAGAUGGAGACGAUAGUCAAGCAAACACACCUCCACUACCCGGGGUAAUGAAUGCACACCCGGGUGGAUCAAUAACUAUUCACCUUAACUUUGGUGGAUUCAAUCAAGAAAUGGAAGUAGAAUGGACCUUUGUGCCAUCAUAUAAAGCUCCAGAAGAUGAUGAAAACUUUCCAAAGUCCCUCCUUGAAUCUACCACAAAGCCGAUUACUGACAUGAACACCGCUUCACUUCUCAUACCUUGUGUUUUUUACAAGCAUGCCGGUGAGUAUUUUGUUACUAUUACCGACCCACGCACAGGAAAGCAACUCAAAAGUUCAUCAAAAUUAAAUGUAAAGGCUGAGUUAAAACGAGGACUGACUGACCUAAAGGCCAUAAUCGAUGGGGAUAAAUGUAAAAUAACGGGAAAAGAUGUGACAUUCUUUGUUGAGUAUGCUGGAUUUGACAAAAUUCCAUCGAGCGUUGUCUGGCUGCAUGAUGGGAAACCAAUAGAUCAGACAAAGUGGACUCUGUCAAUCAGCCCAUUGACAACAAGGAUUAAAUCUGACUGCCUUAGUUCAGUUGACGCAGGUCAAUAUACCUGCCAAGUAUCUGACGAGAAUCUUGGAAUUAAUAUGGAAUCGUCUGCUGUUUUGAAAGUUCAAAACUCGCUCGAUAAUCCACGUCCAGCUUCUCGGGCAUCUUCCCGAACUGGUACUCCCGCAGCCGAUGACCGAUUGCCCAUCACAAAGGCCCUUGAAAACUCUUCUCUCUCACUUAAAUGUCCACUUCCAAGUGUUGCCUGUGAAGCCUACGAUAACGCUCGACAAAUUAGAAUGCAGUGGUUUCGCGAUGGAACCCAACUCUUUGACUCGGAUUGGCAAAGCCCCAACUACUUCACUGGAAGUCAGGGCGUAGCUUUUGUGGAUGGAAAAACAUUUUGGAAAGUGGGGAUGACUGAAGGCAGGGCGGUUAUGCUUAACACGAAACGUAUUCGGCCCGUGGACGCUGGGCGGUAUUCUUGCCGAGUGAGAAUAGAUAAUGAUGCCUACGAAUCCUCGGGUGUUGUUGCUGUAUAUUCAAGUCAACAGUUCGUUGAACAGCUGAAAGGAGUGAAGGUCUACUUGGGUGAACCGGCUGAGCUUCGCUGUCGUCUGGAGCCAUGGAUAACUGGAAACUCCACCGAAGAUGACACGCAAAUCACGUGGUAUCACUUUGACACUAUACUGACUCCAGAACUGCAGGAAUUAGUUGGGAUUGUCACCAGUUGCCAGGAGGGUCUGUGCACUCUCCAAAUCAAAAAAACUUCUAGACGCUACGGCGGUGUUUACAAGUGUGAAGCAAAAAAUGAAUUUGGAAUCUGCACUACUAGUUGUAGACUAUUGUUAGAUAUGCCAGUUCCUCCUACUGUCAUUGGCUCAAUCCAACGCAUUGAAGACGAGAACGAUGGAGAUGAAAACAUAGCGAUUCUUCGAAUAGAAUACGAUGCAGUACCACAGCCCACUGUUUCCUGGCUCAAAGACGGUCAGUACAUCAAACAGGGAGCGAAAUAUGAGAUAAUAACUGCACAGGAGGAGAGCGUUCUGCGUGUAAUAAACCCCUCUUCUACGGAAAACGGCACCUACUCGGCAGUCAUCAAGAAUGUUGCCGGGGUUGCCAAUUCAACAAAUAGAUUUGAGUUCAAUGGCGCCGCUGCCGUUUCCUGUGCAGCAACUGUUGAUGCUAGUCCUAUUGCUCUGCGUAUGGCUAUUUGUGUAUCGCCACUUUGGGCGUCUAAUAUUUUGAGUAAAGAAGCUUCCAACCAUCAAUUAAGGGGCUGUUUAUUGAAGCAUUGGAGAAUUUCUUUUGAACCGGAGGACGAUUUCUUUCAAAGAAACGGUAGAAAGUCUGUAGUUUCUCCACAACCACUACCAAACAAUAUCAGCCCCGAAAAUUCACAAAGUUUAGGGAGAAGGCCUUCAAGUAUUAUACCGGAAUAUCGCCGAGAUGUCAAUUAUCGUAGAUCAUCUUCUUUCAUGAAUGAUAUACCCAAUAGAAGAACAUCUUUUGAACCCGAGGACAAUUUUUUCCAAAAUAGUAACGGAAAAUCUUACACACCUCCACCAAUACCCAAAAAGCGAAGCGAGAUUCCGUUUACGUAUACACGGGAUUUCGGACAGGAAACAGAACCCAUUGUGAGAAGUGUAUCGGAAAGUAGUUAUACCAUGCCAGUUGAAAAGAAGAAUCCAAUUUCAUACCACCAGACGCAAACUGUUGAUAAUCGGAAAGAUGCAAGAGCUUCUCAACCCAAUUUAUGUACACCUAUUGAAAAGAGACGUGAAUCGAUUAAUUUUAUGCCUCCACGUAAUGACACACUCUUGGUCUCAUCCUCCCCUAAAUCAAAUCAAGACCAACAUUAUGAAAAGGCAUUUUUACUUCGACCCCAAAGUAUUACAGCCAAGGUUGGAGAAACUGCCGUCUUCAGUUGCGUGAUUAGACCACCUUUUAGAGCGCCCGAUAUUCAUCGGGUGAUUUGGCGACACAAUAACUGUGAAGUAGGUGAUGAGCUGAAAGAAAGCCCAAGAGUAAAGGUAAAAGCAAACGAACCAUAUAAAGGUGUAUUUCAACUCAAAGUCACCGAUAUAAAAGAAGGCGACCAUGGGGCUUAUGAAGUUGUGGCCUUAGAUGAAUAUGGCGCUGAAAUAUGCAGUGCGACUUUUCAACUCUCUGUCGACGAGAAGACUCCAUCUCACCCAGCGGUUUCAACUCGAUCAUCAUUUACCAUUAUCCCUGGAGAGCCUGGUCUAAUCUACCAAAGGAAACAGCUCGGCGGGCGUUUAAUUAAAGCUUCAAAGAGACAUGAAGUGGAUCAUUUGCCUAAGACUAUUUCAGAUAGACGAAUUGAUGUCUAUUCACAGUCUCUACCCGAUCUGUGCGAUUCCGAUAUUAUUCACAGGUCCACGACGAUUCUAGAGACAUACAAGAUGUCCCCGAGUAUUCUUCGUUCAAAUGAUUCUUAUCUGAAUUCUUCCACAGAUCUACGCAGAAAAGCCCAUGACGGCUCUCGUGAGCAUUCGGCAUGGAGCGAAGAAAUGUACCUCGAUAGUCCAAGACUACCUUCACAAGUUACUGUGGGAGUUGGUGAACGCCUUGAAAUCACCUGUUUCGUCUCUGGUUAUCCUCUUCCUCAGAUCUUUUGGUUUAAAGAUGGAGAACAGUUGAAUGAGCAAAAUCCAGAUAACGAUUUUCAAAUUAGAAAGCACGGUCAUAUGAAUCAGCUCAUAAUUCCUUCUGCGCAACCUCAGCAUGAAGGAUUAUGGGAGGUGAUCGGUCGAAAUGCAUCCGGCCUAGUGAUGAGUGGCUCACUUAUACAAGUGACGAUUCAAAAUCUAUUGAGAUCGAAUUCAAUGAGCUCCGAAAGAUCGCUCCGCGCCACCACUUCAAUGACUCUUCAAGAUCGCCGUGGUGGAAAUCGUUCCCCUUCUCCAUCGGAAUCGUCCCAAAAACGUAUUCUUCUCCAAUUAAAUGAAAAGACACCGGAGUUCAAGCGAUACUUUCAUGAUCAAAUCGUGAAUGUUGGUGAUACUGUUUGCUUCCGAUGCAUCAUAGAAGGGAAUCCAAAACCUGAAAUUCGUUGGGAACACAACGGUGUGGACAUUUAUCAAAGCGGGAUUCGAAGCUUCCAAACUAAUAAUUCCGACCCUGAAUAUGAGUUGGUGCUAAAUUCAGUUGAUGCCGAAUUCGCCGGUCGGUAUACUGUGAUCGCAGAGAACCACCUUGGACUGGCGGCUUGUUCUGCGAUGCUUACAGUGCACAGAACUGUUGCCAAGGGUCAUGAACCCUCAAAAGAAAGUGGAAGAUUGUAUGAAGCCUCUUUGCCUAGAUCGUCACCAAAUACCAUUCAUUUAUCACCCAGAGUUGAAUCUCCAGCAUUCCGCUUCGACAAUUCCACUAAUGAUGAAUACGAUUACAGUGCGAUUCAAAAUACCAGAAUGUGA
Messenger RNA from Rodentolepis nana, 5859 nucleotides. NCBI's taxonomy places the organism in Eukaryota, Metazoa, Platyhelminthes, Cestoda, Cyclophyllidea, Hymenolepididae. The record is from the annotation of a GenBank genome assembly.